Molecule: messenger RNA, 1376 nt
Organism: Amorphotheca resinae ATCC 22711
Lineage: Eukaryota; Fungi; Ascomycota; Leotiomycetes; Helotiales; Amorphothecaceae
Exons: 2
Coding region: 158-889 (243 amino acids)
Source: RefSeq, a predicted model, not a curated record
AUAUAGAGGUUCGUUUCCUUUUCGUUUCCUCUUAUUCUUUCCAUUCCCGAGAUUUUCUUCUUUCCCAGAUUUUUUUCCCAGAUUCCCUUCCCCAGAUUUUCUUUUCCCCAGACUCUUUAAGUUUUUAAGAGUGAGAACAUUUUGAGUAAGAGAAAUAAUGGCCUUCGAACUCCUCGGCGGCGGCAUAUGGCUCGGCAAGAAGAUGAUGAAAGGAUGGGAGGAAAGGCGGGAGAAACGCAGAAAGCAGGAGCAGAGUGAGAGGGAGAGGGGGAGGAAGGAGAGGGAGAGGUUGAUUAUGAAUGAGGGAGAGGAGGGUGAGGAGGGUGAGGAGGAUGGGGAGGAGGGGGGUGAGGAGGGGGAUGGGGAGGAAGUGAAAGCAGAGGAGAAGGGGGAUGGGGAUGGGGAGGAUGGGGGGGAGGAUGGGGGGGAUGGUGGAGAUGGGGAUGGGGAGGGGGAUGGGGAUGGGAAAGCAGAGGAGGAGUCGACAACAGAAGAGAAAGCAGAGGAGAAUGGGGAGGAGGCAUCGACAGAGUCAUCAACACAUGAAGAUCCACCAUCAGCAGAGCCAUCAUCUCAAGACUCCUCCCCCUCCCUCCACCCCCGCACCGCCGAGCUUCCAGACCCCACCCUCCCACCGCCCUGGAAAAAGCACCCACACGGCUCUCGCAAGCCGCAAAACUGGCGUUAUCUCUGGCCACGGCCCAAGAAAUACACGUGUCCUCCCCACGCGCGCCACCAUCGAGGCUGCAAAUAUCUCGAGAUGCCGACCAUCUACGAUCCAGAGAUUGAAGGAUUGCCCGAUUGGAUGCGGUAUAAGGGGAAAGAGGGAAGGUUGGGGUCGGCGAUGGAUUUGAAGGUUGAGGAGGUUAAGAAGAAUGAAUGUGAUUGAGAUUGUGGAAGUGAAGGAGAAAGAGAAAGAGGAGGGGAAAUUGGAGAGGAGGGGGCAGCAAAUACAGAGUGUGUAUGAUGAGACCACCCCCGAGAUUCGCAUAGCCCAGAGGAGGAGCGAGAUAAGCAUACAAGCGCGAAACACGAAUCUCAUAAUCGCGAUCGCACUCCCGAUAUUCUGCAUCCUCUUGUUCGGACUCCUAUGUUGGCUGAAUAGGAGAAGAAGAAGAAGGAGGGAGGCGAGAGCGAGGGAGGGUGCGGACGUGGAUAUUGAACGGGGGAGACGGGAUGGUGGGGAGGGUGAGCUGGGAUGGAAGUGGUGAUUGUUAAUUGGAAUUGGAAUGUUCAUCUUGAGUGUACUGAGAUCUGAUAUUGGGAUUUGGUUUUGGGUUUUGGGAUUUGGGAUUUGGUGCGAGUGGUGUUUGGUUGAUUGGAUUUGGAUCUGGAAAUAAUUAAUUAAUUGCUAUCUUAAUGGAUAUAGUCAGGAU